AUGGCUACCUGGAUGCCGAAAACGUUCAGAAAAAUAUUGCUCGAUAUCUUUUCUCAAGCCAUACCUUCUGCUGUUGUCAAUCCAUUCAACCCUAUUGCCGGCCCUUGGACACUCAGUCGAGUGUGUAAGAAAUGGAAUUCCAUCAUCACUUCCUACGCACCUUUAUGGAUGAACAUCACCAUCGAUACCAGCCCUGGUGCUAUAAACGUCCAGAAACCAUACAGAUCCCUCAUCGACGUUCUCAAAUAUUCGCAGGACCGGCCGCUUUCCAUCCAUUUCGUUGAGGGAGAAGAAUCCAUGCCCUCCGUAACUCACAUGUUGCUCUGCAUCCUCAUGAAGCAUGCACCCCGGUGGAAAGACCUUGACUUCACCUUAUCCAACUCCGAGACAGCGGCUGCAUUCGAUGCUAACGUCACGCCUAUGUCCAAUAAUAAUACGACUCUCUUUUCUGCGCACCCUUCAGCUGGGGAUCCUCGUAUCCUUCGAUCCAUCAUCGCGCCCAAGCUGGAAGAGGUCCAUGUCCAGCUGUUCAACAAAGACUUCCAGGAGGUGAUUCUUCACGCCCUUCUGUUUCUAAUCAAGAGAUCUGGCUGCUUCUUGCGCAAGAUCACCGUCGGAGAUUGUAUCCCAGUGGUAAAUAAAUUCAUAUCCAUUCUUCAGGCAUCGCCGAACCUUGAAGAGCUUGCGUUAUCUUUCACCGUGUGGAAUGAUAGGACGGAUUCCUGUCUUUUGGAGACUUUACCCUCCAUUCACGUCAAAGGAGGGGAAGAGGGAGAGGGAGAAGAACAGACUUUGGUGCCCCGCUUGACAAAACUCAAUAUCAUCGUUCAACAUAAACACAAGUCACGCACGGUGCCGUCAAUAUCAUUCCUCAGGGACCCCUUGAUUAAUGCAGUCGAAAAUCGGUGGGAUCAUCAGGUAGCAGGGGUGGCUAGGCUUGUGAGCGUCGAGGUACGUGCUGCUGUUCUGGUUAAGCAGGAUAUGGUGGUUUCACCUGGAGCGGGGAAUGUGGAGAGGUGGAGUAGAUUGAAGGAGGGAGGAAUGGGAAUGCUUUUUCAUGUGAUUGGAGGUAAGGCCGACGAAGAGUGUCCACCUGCCAACUCGUGUAUGAUGCGUGUCGAUCCGGAUCCCACGCGUCCCGCGUAUCUGCAGAGAGUGUAUGUUUGA
Messenger RNA from Guyanagaster necrorhizus, 1167 nucleotides. RefSeq lists its product as uncharacterized. The record is from RefSeq and is a predicted model, not a curated record. Lineage: Eukaryota; Fungi; Basidiomycota; Agaricomycetes; Agaricales; Physalacriaceae. The transcript has 3 exons. The coding region runs from base 1 to 1167 and encodes 388 amino acids.